CAACGUUCGAAAGAUGUUGUUAACCAGAGUCAGUCUUCUGAGGCUUUGCUUCCCCCGCAGGUGGAAGUACCAGUGUGAUGGGUUCCUGGAGAAGAACAGAGACACCGUCUACGAGGAGCAGAUCAACAUCCUGAAGGCCAGUAAGUUCCAGCUCGUGGCCGAUCUGUUCCAGGAGCGUAAAGACAGCUCUGCCACCGGCUUCUCCAGUAAGUCCUCCAAGAUCAACGUGCGUCCAGCCAAACCCAUCCACAAAGUCCCCAACAAGGAGCACAGGAAGACAGUGGGUCACCAGUUCCGUAGCUCCCUCCAGCUCCUCAUGGAAACCCUAAACGCCACCACGCCCCACUACGUGCGCUGCAUCAAGCCUAACGACGAGAAGGAAUCAUUCAUGUUUGACUCGAGGAGAGCGGUUCAGCAGCUACGAGCAUGUGGCGUUCUGGAGACGAUUCGCAUCAGUGCAGCGGGAUACCCUUCCAGGUGGACGUACCCAGACUUCUUCAACAGAUACCGGGUCUUGAUGAAGAAGUCUGACAUGACCAUCUCAGACAAGAAGCUGGUGUGUAAGAAGCUGCUGGAGACCCUGGUGAAGGACCCAGACAAGUUCCAGUUCGGCAAGACCAAGAUCUUCUUCCGGGCGGGCCAGGUGGCGUACCUGGAGAAGCUGAGAGCGGACAAGUUCCGCUCGGCCUGCAUCAAGAUCCAGAAGUCGGUGCGGGGUUGGCUCCAGAGGGUCCGCUACCGGAAGAUCCGCCGGUCGGCCCUCACGCUGCAGAGAUACGGGCGAGGGUACCUGGCUCGCAGGCAUGCGGAGCAGCUGCGUCUCACCCGUGCUGCAGUGAUCUGUCAGAAGCAGUACCGCAUGGUGAGAGAUCGACAGGCCUACCUGAGGGUGAGACAGGCUGUGGUCACCAUCCAGGCCUUCACCAGGGGCAUGUACACCCGCAGGAUCUUCCAGGAGUUCCUGCUGCACCACAAGGCCAUCAUCAUCCAGAGGAGCGUCCGCGGCUGGCUGCAGAGGAGGAAGUUCAGGCGGGCGCGCAACGCUGCCGUCACCAUCCAGUGUGCCUUCCGACGCGUCCAGGCCCGGCGCCAGCUGAAACAGCUGAAGAUCGAGGCCAGGUCCGCCGAGCACCUGAAGAAGCUCAACAGCGGCAUGGAGAACAAGAUCGUCCAGCUGCAGAGGAAGAUGGACGACCAGUCGAAAGAGUACAAGACGCAAAACGAGCAGCUGCUGGUGACCAACGUUGGCCUGAGCUCUGAGAUGACCAAGCUGCAGAAGCAGCUGGAACAGGUGCGCGUUCGCCAAGGAGACGGCACCCAACUGCAGGACGAGCUGGAGAAGCUGAGGGCGGAGCUACAGGAGGCCCACGCCCACAGGAAGAGGCUGGAGGAGGAGUACAGCAGCGAGAAGCUGGGUCUGAAGCAGAGGGUGCAGGAACUGGAGAAGGAGAAUAUUCUGUUGAAGAGCGAGAAGGAGGAGAUGAACCAGAUGAUUCUCAAGCAGUCUAAGAACACCGAAGACCAGGAGAGUGGUGUGGUACAGAGGGAGGGCAAGCUGCAGGCGGAGCUGGAUGAGGAGAGACAGCGCUACCAGAACAUGCUCAAGGAGUUCUCCAGACUAGAGCAGAGAUACGACAACCUCCAGGAGGAGGUGUCCUUGGUCAAGUUCCAGCCCGGUCACAGAAGGAACCCCUCCACUCAGAGCUCCCUGGAGUCGGACUCCAACUACCCCUCCAUCUCCACCUCCGAGGUUGGCGACACCGAGGACUCCAUCCAGUUGGUGGAGGAGAUGGGAGUGGAGAAGGCAGCGAUGGACAUCAGUCUGUUUAUGAAGCUGCAGAAACGCGUCCGGGAACUGGAGCAGGAGAGGAAGAGGCUGCAGGCCAACCUGGACAAGGUGGAGGAUCUGGCGACGCGCAAGGGUAUCGAGCCAAGGGGUUCUACGUCAGAGCAAGAGGGAGAAGACCUGGCCUACAACAGUCUUAAGAGACAGGAGCUGGAGUCUGAGAACAAGAAGCUGAAGAACGACCUGAAUGAGCUCCGGAAAGCCAUCGCUGACCGCGCCUCCCAGAACAGCUCCUCCAAUGAGCUGCAAGACGGCUACAACCUGCUGCUCAACCAGCUCAAGGCGGCCAAUGAGGAGCUGGAUGUUCGCAAGGAGGAAGUGCUCAUCCUCAGGACCCAGAUUGUCAGUUCGGCCCAGCAGGAGAAGAACACCAAUCACAUA
This is a messenger RNA of Osmerus eperlanus (European smelt), 2227 nucleotides long. Its product is annotated as unconventional myosin-Vb-like. Gene Ontology annotation, biological process: actin filament organization; vesicle transport along actin filament. The transcript has 15 exons. The annotation marks the transcript as partial. Gene Ontology annotation, cellular component: actin cytoskeleton; cytoplasm; myosin complex. Lineage: Eukaryota; Metazoa; Chordata; Actinopteri; Osmeriformes; Osmeridae. Gene Ontology annotation, molecular function: microfilament motor activity; actin filament binding; ATP binding. The record is from RefSeq and is a predicted model, not a curated record.